AUCCAUCCGUUAGGGGGCGGUAAUGUAGACAUGAUGGUAUAAACGCAGUAGAAGAAGAAGAAGUUGCGCGUGUUGAUUAUGUGCAAUUCCAGCGAUCUUUUCUAUAAAACUUUAUAAUUUUAUACUGAUGAUUUUAUUAUUUGUUGUUCAACAAAGAUGAGCACUCAAGCUGUGCGGCUUUUCCGUAAACUGGACGGACUGUUUGCUGUGUACAAACCGCAGGGAGUUCACUGGAAGCUUGUUCGUGACACCAUUGAGUCACAUUUACUCAAAGAACUGAACUCUUGCCCUCCACCCGCUCCUCGGAAGGCUGUGCAGUUCCAGCUUUUGUCCAGUGGAGAGAACAGAAGCUGUACAGAUCUCAUAUUAUCACCCUCCAUGGUUCCCUCUCUAUCAGAUCAUCCUCUAGUGACAGGACCACAGUUUCACAAAGUUCACGUUGGAGUUGGACAUCGCUUGGAUGCCUUUUCCUCGGGAGUAUUAGUUUUAGGUUUGGGGAAAUCAAAUGGACUACUUGAGCAUCUGUGCAAAUCACAUGUAACCAGGGACUACACACUUGAUGGGCAGUUUGGAAUGGCCACAGAUGAUUUCUCUCACACAGGUCGAAUCAUAGAGAAAACAACAUACGACCAUGUCACCCAGGAUAAGUUAGAGAGAGUCCUUGCCAUGAUACAAGGAGCCAAUCAGAAAGCUUUAAUUACGUAUUCUCAUGUAGACCUACAGACUCAAGAGGCCUAUGAGCUUGCACUGAGGGGUUUAUUGUAUCCUGAUGGUAAAAGUCCUCCUAUUCUGACUGGCCUGCGAUGCAUACAUUUCAAACCACCACAUUUUACUUUGGAGGUUCAGUGCGUAAAUGAGACUCAGACGUAUCUACGCAAAUUCAUUCACGAGGUGGGAUUAGAGCUGCGGACGACUGCGGUCUGUUCCGGAGUGCGUCGGACAAGAGAUGGUCCCUUUAAAGUAGAGAAUGCAUUGACACGCCAACAGUGGACUAUUGAUAACAUCGUACAAGCGAUCGGUCACUUUCGAGGCACUGCUCGCAAAAUCAGGAAGUCUGGAAUGUACAGACAGACUGCUGCCCAAUCAAACACAAGUACAGAGCAAGAGCAAAGAAACCAAGAGCAUCUUGACAUCCAAAAUUUAACUUGUGAUACGAUUGUAGACGGAGAGUUACCUGAAACACAGGAUGAAAGGAGAACAAAAUGUUAAGCAAUUUUAAUAUUGUACCUAAUUGAAAGGAUUUCGAAUAUUUAUGUUUGUAUGUUGAUUAAAUAAUGAAUUUAAUUUA
Messenger RNA from Misgurnus anguillicaudatus (oriental weatherfish), 1288 nucleotides. RefSeq names its product TruB pseudouridine (psi) synthase family member 2 (gene trub2). Gene Ontology annotation, biological process: RNA processing; pseudouridine synthesis. Lineage: Eukaryota; Metazoa; Chordata; Actinopteri; Cypriniformes; Cobitidae. Gene Ontology annotation, molecular function: pseudouridine synthase activity; RNA binding. The record is from RefSeq and is a predicted model, not a curated record.